Penaeus indicus is the source of this 1594-nucleotide messenger RNA. RefSeq lists its product as uncharacterized. The transcript is spliced from 7 exons. NCBI's taxonomy places the organism in Eukaryota, Metazoa, Arthropoda, Malacostraca, Decapoda, Penaeidae. The coding region runs from base 31 to 1341 and encodes 436 amino acids. The record is from RefSeq and is a predicted model, not a curated record.
CAGACAGUGUCGCACGUGGACGCAUGGAGGAUGCAAGCAAUCUUCGCAGGAAGGAAAGGAUUAGGAUGCCCUAGUGACGGGAAGCAGGACAAGGAAGAUACAUCUAGUGGAAGGCAAGAAGUGAUGGAGGCUCAAGAGAAAGACUUGGCAAUCCAAGAAAACGGGGUGGAACUUAACGAAAAAGGGGUGGAGCUAAGAGAAAAAGGGGUGGAGUUAAAAGAAAAAGAGGCGGAGUUACAAGAGAAGGAGGUGGAGUCAACUGCGAAAGAGAAAGAGCAGAACCCACUUGAAGAAAGGUCGGAGCCCUGUAAGGAAGAUAAAAAAUCACCAGAGGAAGGGAUCGAGGCCGAAGAGAAGGGGACAGAGCUUCUUGUAAAAGGUGUGGAGUCUCGGAAGAAAGGGGAGGAAUCACGAAGGGCGGAGCGACCUAGAAAUGGAGAGGCGUCGUCAGAAAGCAGGCUGCAAGUACCUGAAAGUGAGGGAGUAUCACUAUCCAGGGAAAUCAAAAGGGGAGACGGCGACCUGAUGUCAGAGGGAGGUGAAGUGGACCGCUAUUAUGUUCUAGGUCAGCAAAUAAACAUAGAAGAAGACCUUUGCCACGAGUUCAAAGGUCACCGCAGCAUCUCCAUCCACGACCUUCACAACCUGUGUCUAAACACCGAUGGAACGACAGACCGCAGCCGUAACGCCGUGUCAAUUCCUGUGUGUGCCAUGCUGAAUUCGAGUCACGGUGGCACGAUUUAUCUCGGAGUGGCAGACGACGGCCAGGUGAAAGGCAUGGGACUUACCAGGUACCAGCGCGACCACGUAGAGGCGUCUCUCAAGUGGACGCUGAGCAAGUACACGCCCCCUGUUUCCGAAUCACGGUAUUGCGUUAAGUUCGUGCCUGUGGCUUCCUCCAAAAACACACAGAAGUCUUUCAAGUUCCAGGAAGAAAUAGUGGACGAAGAAAGGCGUGGUCAACCACAUCAUGUAGCACAGCCUAAUUACUGCUGGUGUGAUAUGGACGCCUCUGCUCUGCGGGCUCUUGGAAGGCUGCCCAUGCUUUUCGUCGUGGAGGUGCAUAUCCGCCCAUGGGACCCUCACUGCCAUGCUUCCAGUGUGGAGAAGAACCCCCUGUAUGGUGACGCUCCUCCUCUGCCCCCUUUGCACCUCACGGAAGCCGGCGGGAUGUACGUUCGUCAGAGUUGUCGUCAGUCGAGGCUGUGUCUCGAGGACGUCCGGAGACUUGAAGUGCACCGAGUCAAGGAACAUUACGCGCUGAAGGCGAUGGCUCUCGAAGAACGCUACCUCGCUCUCAGGGACCUCGCCCUCCAACACGGCGUCGAAGUGCCCACGUGAGUCUCCGCUGAGGUUGUUCUUCACAGCCCCGGUUGCAGACUCUUGCAAGAUUGGUGCAAGGAAAAGGAGGAGAUAGUUUCUCGUUCGUGGAUGGUGUUUGUUUUUUUAUAUGCCUGUUUCUGUGUUUUUUUUCUUCUCUAUUUGCAUUUCUCUGUCUCUGUCACUGUCUCUGUCUGUCUGUCUGUCUGUCUCUCUCCCUUUCUCUUUCUCCUCCCCCACCCUCUUGCUCUCUCUCUCUCUCUCUCUCUCUCUC